AUGAGGCGUGCGCCGGCAGCCGAGCGCCUCUCAGAGCUGGGCUUUCCUCCGCGGUGCGGGCGCCAGGAGCCGCCUUUUCCGCUGGGUGUCACUUGGGGGUGGGGAGGAUGGCCCAUUCAAAAGCGCCGCGAGGGGGCCCGACCAGUGCCCUUCAGUGAGCGCUCGCAAGACGACAGCAGAGGCCCGGCGGCUUGCAGCUCCGGGACCUUGUGGCGCAUCAGGACGCGGCUGCCCCUCUGCCCGGACCCAGGGCCACCACCGCCGCUCUGCCUGCUGCGUGUUAGCCUCCUUAGCGCGCUUCGGGCAGGCGGCCGCGGGUGCCGCUGGGGCGAGGACGGCGCGCGGCUGCUGCUGCUGCCCCCAGCCCGGGCAGCUGGAAGCGCAGAGGCCGAGCCAAGCGGCGGCCCCCCCUAUGCCGGGAGGAUGCUGGAGAGCAGGGGCUGUAAGGCGCUGAAGGAGGGCGUGCUGGAGAAGCGCAGCGACGGGUUGCUACAGCUCUGGAAGAAAAAGUGCUGCAUCCUCACUGAGGAGGGGCUGUUGCUCAUCCCGCCCAAGCAGCUGCAACACCAGCAGCAGCAUCAGCAGCAACAGCAGCAGCAACAGCAACAGCCCGGGCAGGGGCCGGCCGAGCCGUCCCAACCCGGCGGCCCCGCUGUCGCCGGCUUCGAGCCGCCGGUCAAGCUCAAGGAAUUGCACUUUUCCAACAUGAAGACUGUGGACUGCGUGGAGCGCAAGGGCAAAUAUAUGUACUUCACUGUGGUGAUGGCCGAGGGCAAGGAGAUCGACUUUCGGUGCCCACAGGACCAGGGCUGGAACGCCGAGAUCACGUUGCAGAUGGUGCAGUACAAGAAUCGUCAGGCCAUCCUGGCGGUCAAGUCCACGCGGCAGAAGCAGCAGCACCUCGUCCAACAGCAGCCCCCGCAGCCGCAGCUCCAGCCCCAGCCCCAGCCCCAAACCCAGCCCCAGCCUCAGCCCCAACCCAAGCCUCAGUCCCAGCAGCUCAGCCCCUAUCUGCACCAGCAUCCGCACCCUCACCCACACCCUCACCCACAUCCUCAUCCUCACCCUCACCCGCCAUCGCAUCCGCACCAACAACCACUCUCGCAGCCGCACGGCCACAGGCUUCUCCGCAGCACCUCCAACUCUGCCUGAAGGGGGCAGCACCCGGGCCACAGAAGGUUUUGAGGACUUGAGGAAGUGGGACGAGCGCAUUUCUAUUAUCUUCACUUGGAUCAAAGAGAAAACAAUCUCCCCGCCCCACCCCAGAUCAAAUAGUUUGGACAUCACCCGACUGAUAACUUGCGAUUCCUCUUAGUUUUCUGCAUACUCAUCAUCACGAUGCAAGAAAAGGAAGACUUUAUUUAUGAACCUUUGAAACGAUCUUCUAGUUUGAUGGACCUUCUAGAAGGGACGAUAUAUUGUAAUUUUAUUUUAAUGUAUUUUGAUUUAUGAUUAUUUAUUAGUUUUUUUUUUUUUAUGCUUGUUCUAAGACAUUUCUGAAUGUAGGCCAUUUUCCAAAAAGGAAACUUUAUUUUCAAAAACCUAUUUCCUAGUAAGACCUAAUCUUGGAAAAGAAGAAAAAAAGGGUGGUGGAGGGGAAAAUAUUAAGAAUCCAUUCAUUAUUGCUAGGGCAUUUUCAGAAGGUCUCACACGUUCAUUGUUAUGCCAGGUGGUUGAAAUUAAACUCUGAUAUAUUUUUUUUUUUUGAGGUUUUUUCCUUAGACGUAUAGUUUGUGUAGAAGUUUUAAAAAGCUAAAAGUUGUUCAGACUUGUGUAAUUAUGAAAAUCUAAUGCUCGAUACUGCUUUUCUAAAAGGAAAUCAGUAGUAAUGCUAUUUGAUUUCAAAGUAUUUAAAACAUAACCCAGCUGAUGGCAGGAUGAUCAAAUCUAGAAUAUGUGAUAGGGCUUGGUCUACCGUGAGAAAAGCCUUGCUUGUAUCAUCUGUGUGAAAGUUUAAUAAGGAGAAGAGUUAUUUUGACUGUGAUUUAUGAAUAUCAAUGCAUUAGAUGUUUCAUUUCAAAAAUGUCAUGGGGGAAAAUAGAAUCAUUCAACUUGUU
Molecule: messenger RNA, 2057 nt
Organism: Cynocephalus volans (Philippine flying lemur)
Lineage: Eukaryota; Metazoa; Chordata; Mammalia; Dermoptera; Cynocephalidae
Gene: PHLDA1
Product: pleckstrin homology like domain family A member 1
Exons: 2
Coding region: 1-1152 (383 amino acids)
Biological process (GO): positive regulation of apoptotic process
Cellular component (GO): nucleus
Molecular function (GO): phosphatidylinositol phosphate binding
Source: RefSeq, a predicted model, not a curated record